AUGAAAACACUCUCUUUACUCCUCCUCUGUAUUUCCUUUGUUUUCCUCUCAUCCGCCUCCCUCAUCACCAACCCAACCAACCUAACCGCGCGCUCUCCCCCUCAAAUCCCCACCAACGAGCGCCGCGGCAUCGCCUAUAACAACGCCAAACUACUGUCUCUCUUUGCCCAACCCGGCUCACACAUCACAUGGCGCUACAACUGGGACUCUUCAACCGCUUCAUCCCCGACCACUUUCGACUUCACCCCCAUGCUGCACUCUGUGCGCUCCGACCACACAAAAGUCUGGAAAACCAACGUCGAAGCCAUAGUGGAGAAGAACUGGGAAAAGGGUCGAGCAACGUGGGUAUUGGGCUUUAAUGAGCCGGAUAAUUGCAUACCCAACACAGGUGGUUCCUGCAUCGACAUCGCAACCACAGUUGCAGCGUGGAAACAGUACCUGCAGCCACUUGCUGCGUCCAAUCGUAAUGUGUACCUUGGUUCUCCGGCUGUUACGAAUGCGCGGGCAACUGAUACUUCGGGGCUGGGCUGGUUAGCGCGGUUCCUACGCGAGUGCACUGGGUGUAGUGUUGAUUUUGUGAAUAUUCACUGGUACGGCGUCGCCAACGUGCAUUCCUUCAAAGCGCACAUCGAUGCAACGAGAAAGGUGGCGCAGGGCCGACCGAUUUGGAUUACGGAAUUCAAGCCUGAAGGGACGGUGGAGCAGAUUCGCCGGUUUCUCGAGGAGGUGAUGCCUUGGAUGGAUGAGAGCCCGGAUGUGCAUCGGUAUGCGUAUUUCAUGGCAACACCUGGGGAGGGGUUCUUGGUUGAUGGAAAUGGGGGAGCGUUGAGUGAGAUAGGGAGGACAUUUGCUUUCUUCCAUAGGCACUGA
This is a messenger RNA of Bipolaris victoriae FI3, 870 nucleotides long. Its product is annotated as glycoside hydrolase family 128 protein. Gene Ontology annotation, biological process: fungal-type cell wall polysaccharide metabolic process. Lineage: Eukaryota; Fungi; Ascomycota; Dothideomycetes; Pleosporales; Pleosporaceae. Gene Ontology annotation, cellular component: fungal-type cell wall. The transcript has 3 exons. The record is from RefSeq and is a predicted model, not a curated record. The coding region runs from base 1 to 870 and encodes 289 amino acids.